Molecule: messenger RNA, 637 nt
Organism: Cebus imitator (Panamanian white-faced capuchin)
Lineage: Eukaryota; Metazoa; Chordata; Mammalia; Primates; Cebidae
Product: 60S ribosomal protein L37-like
Exons: 1
Coding region: 237-596 (119 amino acids)
Biological process (GO): translation
Cellular component (GO): cytosolic large ribosomal subunit; ribosome
Molecular function (GO): RNA binding; structural constituent of ribosome
Source: RefSeq, a predicted model, not a curated record
UGAAUUGUUGCUCUCCUUCUAACUCUAGACUUGACUAUGUGAUUUGCUUUGACCACUAGAACAACAGCAAAUGUGAUGCAAGCAGCGGCUUGAAAAGUGCGUUGCACACUGGACUUCCUCUCUUGCUGCCCUUGGGGCCCCUCCCACCACUGCCACAUCCAAACCCCAGGCUGGCCCAGCACAGUGGCUUGUACCCAGAAUCCCAGCACUUAGGGAGGCAAAGGUAAAAGGAUUACAUGAGUCCAGGAGAUCGAGGCCAGCCUGGGCAACAUGGCAAGACCCCAUCUCUACAAAAAAUCAACAACAGCUUUUCUGGUCCCGGUCGCAGAAGCAGGAUGACAAAGGGAAUGUCAUCGUUUGGGAAGCGUCGCAAUAAAACGCACACGUUGUGCCGCCGCUGUGGCUCUAAGGCCAACCACCUUCAGAAGUCGACCUGUGGCAAAUGUGGCCACCCCGCCGAGCGCAAAAGGAAGUGUAACUGGAGUGCCAAGGCUAAAAGACAAAAUACCACCGGGACUGGUCGAAUGAGGCACCUAAAAAUUGUAUAUCACAGGUUCAGGCAUGGGUUCCGCGAAGGAGCAACACCUAAACCCUAGAGGGCAGCUGUUGCAACAUCCAGUUCAUCUUAAGAAUUUCA